Molecule: messenger RNA, 2497 nt
Organism: Chara braunii
Lineage: Eukaryota; Viridiplantae; Streptophyta; Charophyceae; Charales; Characeae
Source: the annotation of a GenBank genome assembly
GCUACGGUUUCGUAGAAAGAGAGUUAGUAUUAAUAGAUCUGUUAAACAUGAAUAAUAACGGUGGUGGAAAUAAUGGGAACCAAGGGAACUAUGGGAAUGGGGGAGGAAGACAAUGUUAUGAGUGUGGUAAGCCUGGCCAUUUUGCUCGAGACUCUUGGUCCAAGCGGGGUCGCCCGGUUCAACAGGAGGAUGAUAUCUACGUUUUUGUCAGGGAUCUGAUGAAGGAGAAGGAGGAAGAACAAAAGAAGAGAAGAGAGGAAGAACAGAAAUGAUUGAAGGAGGAGGAGGAGCGAAGAAGGGAGAUGGAUAUUGUCAGGAGAACAGAGGAGAUGAAGCUACAGUUACAAGUCGAGAUCGCAGAGAACUGGCGUAGACAGCAAGAGGAGGCUACCGAGAAGGCGAAGGCAUUUGAGAAGACGAGAGAGAGAGAGAAGACAGAGGUGGUAGUGAAGAACGUGAGUCCGAAGAUCUCAUCUAAGGUAUCGCCCAGGAUCUCGCCUAAGGACAAGAUCAGUAAGAAGGGCAAGUGGAAGAAGAAGAAGGCGAUGAGACAUAACACGAAGAGGAGAGCGAGCAAACGGGUGGUAGACAUGAGCACGUCUUCAGAUUCAAACGACACCAACAGUUCCGACUCCGAAGAUUCGAGCGAUACGGAGGAAGAAGCUCUACAGGUGAUCAGACUUCUUCGACAAGAGAAGAAGAGGACGAAGUCUAAGAAGUCGGCAUCACGAGGAAGACAGGCUAGGAGAACUCAGGACACUGCCGUCGAGAUAGGCGAUGAUUUGAGGAGAGCUCCCAUCAAGACCUACGAGAGAGGGGACUGCUCCAAGAAAUCGACCACACCUACGUCUCCUGAGAAUGCUGGAAUCAAUGAACCAAUGACUCCAUUGGAAAGUGGUUACAAAGGCAUAUCGGCUGGCUUCUCUCGCGAAGGUUUUAUGGACUACACCAUGGCUGUAAUGCAGGAGUACUCGGCGAAGAAAGUCCAUCAACUCCGAGCACUGUGCGAGAAGCAGGGGAUCAAGUUCACGAAGAAGGGGGAUAUGAUAAUGGAGCUGGUCAAGAGGCAAACUGAACUGGCAUAUGAAGGAUGCUUUGAUACGCCGAACAAGAAAGAAAAAACGGUCGUCGGCGAGAAUCCGGAAGAAGAGAGGACAGGUGCUACUACGACGGAGACAGGGAGGACGACGAUGAACACCAGGAGCAAGACUCGCGAGGCUUCCACCCCACGGGUUAUACUCCGUGACACGGCCUUGGUGUGUCCUGUCUUGUAUAGGCAUGCGUAUGGGAAGAUGUUCGUUUGGAACCCGGAUUAUCAAAGAGUGCAUUGUGAUGAGACGAGCGUUUUGAGUACGUGUAGGACGGCGUAUGAGUAUGCACGACUCGGAGAUGUUGGUAAGUGGAAGACGGACGAGAAACUCGGGAAGACGUACGUGAUCCCGAAAGAUAAAGAUUUGAACCGCUGGAGACCGAUUGCUCCAGCAUGCGAUGAUCCGGCCAUGAUGGGCCAACGAAGAUGUGCGAGAGCUUUACAUUGUCUGAUUACGAGAUAUGCGGGACAACUCAAUUUCCAUCUUGGGUCUACAAAUCGGCUUGCCGAUCAACUCAGAGAUGCUGUGGAGUCACUGAGGAAGCAGGGAUGUGUGUCAGCCAUAGGGCGCUGCUACGAUAUCAAGGAGAUGUUCUCCUCGAUACCCCAUGAUGCUGUGAGAGAUGCGGUGUUUGAAUUGCUACGUUUUUUUUCUGACAGAGGAUGGAGACAAGUCCGGGUGGCGACACGAGGGAAGGUAUAUGUGAUGUCCAAAGAAGGCAAAGGAGAAGUGGGCUACGUGAAGAUCAGAUUUGAUGCCAUCUUUAAAAUGGUUAGUUACGAUUUGGAUCACACAUACAUGCGUUGCGGAACGACGAUCUGGAGACAGGUAGUGGGAAUUCCUAUGGGGAAGACCACAAGCCCGGUUCUCGCUACCGUGACAUGUGCCAUGGCGGAGUCGAAGUUCCUUCGCUCAUUGGGAUCUGACAGAAAGCUGGUGCUAGGAUGGAGGAUGGUAGACAAUGUAUCGAUUAUUGUCGGAUGCCACGAGAACGAUCAAUCCCAAGAAAAGGCGGCCCUUAUUCUUGCUAAAUUCGAGGAUGAGUACGACUCGAGAUUGGUAUUGGAACGGAAGGACGGGGACAACAACGUAUGGAGUUUUAUUGGAGGACGGAUGUAUGUGAUGUCUGAUCCCCUUCAGAUUCAUUAUACACAAGAGACGAAGAAUACGAACCCUCUCCGACAACACGCAGAGCUUCAAUAUCAAUUUAUGCAGGACUUCGCUAGUUAUUCCGAUAAGAAGACGAAAAAGGGGGUGUUGUCGACUACGCUUAAGAGACUUUGGUACUCGACAACCUCCAGCACGCUCUGUAUUGGUUCCAUAGCUUACGCUGUUAUUGAAAGCCACCUCCGGGGAUAGCCCCCGGAGGUUGCACUUGGAGCCCUGGCCAAAUUGGUCAGGAUAAC